CUUUUUUAGUUCUCUCAGUUUCGGAAAACCUUUCCGCAGCGAAAUUUAUCUAGCGCCGUAAAGUUUAAUUCCCCUUUCCUUCUUUCCCUCAUGCUCUUGUCUGGGUGAGCUUUCCCUUUCCCAACAUGGCUACCCGCAUUGUGCCGUUCUCCAUCUGACAACACGUUUGAUCGCGGUAGCUUGUUUCAAAAUUUUGUCGGCGUUCCGUGUUUGUGCACAGAAUUUCCAGAGAAUUCUCAUUCUUGCGAAGCAAUUUCAGAAAGCUGCUGUGCAAUGGAGUCUAUCAAGAGCAAGGAUGCCUUCGAUAAGGCCUCAACCGAGUCCACAAAGGGUUUUAUGGUGGUUCAUUUUUUUGCGGCCUCAUGGUCACCAGAAUGUACGCAGAUGGAAGGAGUCAUCAAAGAGCUCGCCAAGGAUUCUCCCAAAAUCAAAUUUUAUAAAGUGGAAGCUGAAGAAUUGGAAGAGAUUUUACUUCAGUUUGGUAUAACGUCAGUGCCAACAUUUCUGUUUCUUCUUGGCAAGUCCUACCAGGAAAAAAUGGUAGGCGCAGAUCCGCCCCGUUUUCUGCAAAAGAUUCACGAACUUCAGAAGAAAAUCGACACAGCAUGUCUUAGUGACAGAGAUUCAAAGGAUGCCCCAACAUCUGCUAAAGACGGUGCUUCUUUGGAAGAUCGUCUCAAGAAGCUUAUUGCACAGGAACCUGUCAUGCUGUUCAUGAAGGGAACACCAGAAGAAGCACGGUGUGGCUUUAGUCGCAAGGCCAUCGAAAUUCUUAAGAAGCAUGAUGUCAGAUUCGGCUCAUUUGAUAUCCUCAGCGAUAAUGACGUUCGAGAAGGACUCAAGAAGUUCUCCGACUGGCCAUCUUAUCCACAGCUCUAUAUCAAUGGCGAGUUGAUUGGCGGGGUGGACAUCAUGUCUCAGAUGGAUGAAUCUGGCGAUUUGGAAGAAGCUUUGAAGCAAGCCGGAGACAAUCUAACUGGAAGAGGCAGCUUGAAUAGUCGACUUGAUAAACUUAUUCGCCAGGCCGAAGUGAUGGUGUUCAUGAAAGGUGACCCGCAGACGCCCCGAUGCGGUUUCAGCCGUACGCUAAUUAGCAUCCUCAAUAGAACCGGCAUACCGUAUAAGACAUUCGACAUACUUAGUGAUGAGGAAGUGCGACAGGGAUUGAAAACCUACUCGAAUUGGCCAACAUAUCCACAAAUCUACGUCAAAGGAGAUCUCAUCGGUGGCGUGGAUAUCAUUCAACAGCUUAACGAAGCAGGCGAUCUUGUGGCCACUCUAAAAGGAGAGUCCUGAAGCUCACACAUUGCCAAGUCUAUAAUUUAUCAUAUAGAUAUUGAGCAAGUGGAGAAUAUAGAGGAGAUUUUGAUCUACAGAACAACAUCAAACUUAGAGAAUUAAUGCAAUUAAAAAAAUUUUAUGACUUUGAUAAUAGUGUACUUGAAAGCUUCAGUAGACGGCUUCAGUAAACGAUUUCUAGCUUGACUGUCAGAAAUUUCAUGAACAUUAGCGGUAUAUUCAAUGAAUCCACAUGAUGAACCUGUUAAGCUCCUAGAAGAGUUCUGUGUGUUCAAAUUAGAUCAUUGACCAUUAUAAAUGGCAAUCAACCUGUACUUACGUACUAAAUGAAGCCUUCAAUUGACACCUGGACCUUUAGGCAGCGGGGGUAUUCAUUUGGUGCCAGCUUUUUGUACGCUAAGGCA
Messenger RNA from Varroa destructor (honeybee mite), 1703 nucleotides. RefSeq names its product Glutaredoxin 3 (gene Grx3). Gene Ontology annotation, biological process: intracellular iron ion homeostasis. The record is from RefSeq and is a predicted model, not a curated record. NCBI's taxonomy places the organism in Eukaryota, Metazoa, Arthropoda, Arachnida, Mesostigmata, Varroidae. Gene Ontology annotation, cellular component: nucleus; cytosol.